UUUUCAACUCCCUUCAAAUAUUAUUUUUAACUAUAUUUUACUUAACAGGAAACAGAACAAAUCGCAGCACUAAAAAUAUUAUUCUUAAUUGCUAUGGAGGAAAACAACGAUUUGGAUGAGAAAAAAGUUGGAUUUGAGGGUGAUCAUGGCGUUAAUUACAUGAACCCCUUCAACCCAACACUUCCGCCGUCCUACCAAUCGGAUCUAAACGGAAUGACUGUCCAGGUCGGAGGAAAUGGUUGCCCAGAUGACAACAAAACCAAAAAAGUCAACAACAAGCUAUUAUACAUGGCAUUGGUCGCCAUAGCUGUCAUGUGUGCGACUGCAAUUGUCAUAUGCGGAAUGCGAAAUGGACUAUUUGGAGACGAUGAAAAGGAGUGGCGGCAUAAAUCUACUGCCCAUGAACAAUGGGGUUGUCGUGAUUCGGAGCGGAGGUGGCGCAACUUUGACUACCGAUCUGAGCGAUACGACAGCCCUCGAGAUCACGGGUACAUGUCAAGCAGUGUUCCAACAUACGAACCAGUGGAUGCUUGUUUCCACUCAUACGACGACUUCAUCAUCACCGAAUGGGAUCAGGGUCUGAAGGAAAACAGAUUUGCAGAGAUAUUCACAGCCGAUGCAGUGUACAACGUCUACGACAUUCGAGACCACUCUGAUGGCUACAACCCAAAAUGCUACAUUGAAACACGCGACAGCAGCUACUAUUCCCACUACUACGGAGGCGCCUACGCUACUGGGGUCAUAAGUCCCAGCUACAUCGGCGAGGUCCAAUACAGAGCGAUGGAGAACUACCGCACACAGAUGGGCGGUCUUGGAAUCGACACUGGCCUCAUGUCGUAUUUAACUGGACACUUCGAGUAUGAUUAUGAUAGUGAGACGUCUUCUGGUUCCAGUUCCAGCACCUCAUCGUCAACGACUUCAAAAUCAACAACGUCGUCAUCUUCAUCUACGUCGUCUUCUUCGUCAAUGUCAUCUUCAACGCCACGAAAAACAACAACUCCUUUGACUUAUUCCACAGGAUCUUGGACCUGGAGUCCCUUUUACUGGUUUCAUAUGACUGCAUCACAUUAUACGACGACUCCUUCAAUGUCUGAUGACUGGCUUAGAAACUGGCACUCCACAACCAACCCGGAACUCGAUAUGAAACUGGAAGACUUUUUUGAGUCACGAGUGACUCAAAUGUACUACAGAUCUGAGCGAGUGACGGACGAGUGGAGACUGAGAUACUUCAGCGAGCAUAAUAUCGACGCCAUUUGUUCCGAGGACUCGGAUGUUUACGAAAUCGAACGAAUCGAAGCAGACUCGAGCUACUUUUGCUACGCCACUUAUGACAUGACAUUUGCAGAUCCUGGUUUCGAAACCGUGUAUCCGACUCAGUCGCCGUAUCACUACCGCCGUCGGAGAGACGCACACAACGAUGAGGCUGUGCUGGCCAACUUGGAUAAGUAUGCAGCUCAGUUCCAACUGACUAUGGAAGAGGAGGACAUAGGGUCCCUCGUGGACAAUGUGACUCGGAUGAUUCAACAGAGUCUGCAGCAGACAUUUGGAAUACAACAUCACUCCAUCCACAUGUGCUAUUAGCACCAACCACCUUUAAACUAUCAUGAUUACGCUUAAUUGCAAUUAAUCCGUCACAAUCAGUUGGAAAACUAUGUACUCAGAUUAUAUUUGAAAAAAAAAACAAACCCUUCCAUUCAAUUAUAAAAUAAAAUCCAAAUUCCCUUCUAAAUAGCGAUAUUUCAGAAAUCAAA
This is a messenger RNA of Symsagittifera roscoffensis, 1751 nucleotides long. RefSeq lists its product as uncharacterized. Lineage: Eukaryota; Metazoa; Xenacoelomorpha; Acoela; Convolutidae. The record is from RefSeq and is a predicted model, not a curated record. The transcript has 6 exons. Bases 94 to 1581 code for a protein of 495 amino acids.